Messenger RNA from Ooceraea biroi (clonal raider ant), 4702 nucleotides. RefSeq names its product tensin-1. NCBI's taxonomy places the organism in Eukaryota, Metazoa, Arthropoda, Insecta, Hymenoptera, Formicidae. The record is from RefSeq and is a predicted model, not a curated record.
AUGAGGAGGCUUGCACGCAGGCGCAACAUCCUGGCCGCAUUCUCUGCGAUUAUGGGACGCCUUGGUAAAGGCUCGCAGAGCGCAACAAGGCCCAUUUUCAGGGUGCACUAUCGCAAACUCGUCGACGAAUAUUCGCAGCAGGAACAGUUGAGGUUUAUGCCCGCGCUGCCCGAUUACAUGUCGUACUGCUGCUGUCGAUGCGGCCACACUCAGAAGCUCAAAGCGGAGGAGCUGAAUACCAUCGUCGGCAAUGCUUUCCGCAUGGCGUACGUGGCGCAGCUUCAGCGCCAGCCGAUCCUUCAGGAUGUAAUCUCCCCGCGAUCGACGCCGUCCUAUCGCAAAGACAAGCAGGAGCACCGAUCGUCGUGGAACAAAUCGCUGCCCGGAGACGACACGAUCGCCGCGGGCGCUUGCACGAGUCCGUUGUCGAACUCGUGGCUGAAAAGUCGGACAUCGCCCACCUCCAGGACUGGAAGGGGUUCGUCCGCAACGGACAUGAACGUGCAGCUCGGCAGCGCCGGCUCGCCCACGCUGCGACUCGCCAGCGUAAAGGCGCCGAACACGAUACCUGGCCUGCGGCCGGCGUUCACCAAUGUCCUCGGGCCCAUAACGACGAACGUGGAUGAGCCGAAGAGCAUCUCGCAGCAGAGCACACCGAGCAGCGAUGAGAGCAAUUCGCCAACGGAGCUGAACUCCUACAAGAGGCUAACGGACAAGCCGCCGCUGAUCAAGCGGCUGGCGAUGGGUUUGACGGGUGGACGCGACGUUCUUGGGCUGAACGGCGAGGAUGACAGCUGCCCGCUCGUCAGCGGUAGCAGCACGCCGACCAGUCCAUCGAACAGACCUCAUUCCGGAGGCUACAUAAACGAGGCGAUCAUCGACUCGGAGGGCACGCGGCCGCCGUACAACAAGAUCCCGCCAUCCGAGAGCCUUGACAACACCAUCAACGCGUCCAUCACCGCGAAGAACUUCAACAUCGAGAACAACAGGAUAGGGCACAACUGUCCGGGCUCAGGCACGGAGGCGGAAUUCAAGUCGAAAAGAAGAUCACAAAUUAGCACGUCGAGUAGCUCGGUGCCAGCUGACGGAAGUACUCAUGGCUCCACGCCAACCCCGCCGCCUUUACCCGAAAGAACAGACAGCCUGAAUAAUCGAAGCGAGGAGGCAGAGCUACGCAAGGCGCCCUGGUUCCAAGCUGGAAUACCCAGGGAGAUAACGCUCGAGGUACUGAGCCAAGAGCCGGAAGGCGCCUUCAUGGUGCGAGAGAGUACCAGUAAGCCCGGAUGUUACGCCCUCUCUCUCCGUGUGCCCCGUGAAUUCCAGCCGAGCGGAAUAGCCCAUUAUCUCAUAAUGCGUACAAACAAAGGUUACAAAAUCAAAGGCUUCACAAAAGAAUUCACCACGCUCACGGCGUUAAUCACCCACCACUCGGUCAUGCCUGAAUUAUUGCCGUGCCCGUUGUCGCUGAGCCGGUAUAAUCCGAGCUUCGUGAAGACCGAUUCCAGCAAGGACUUCGCGGACAUCGACUCGGAUCCCGAUUAUAAUACGCUGGCGGAUUUUCGCAAAAUGAUGGCCGAUCUCAACGUCUAGAAUCAACGCACUCGUCAAAUCGUCGUCAGGAUAGUGCAUCGAUCGAGCGAGCAAUGGCUUUGAGUACGUGUUUUCUCUUCUCGCGAAAAACGCUGCUCGCCAGCUAGCUGAUUCACAUGACGUGCUCAAGGGAGAAUCGCGAGGCACCGUUCGGUAUAUUUGUACCUGGAUCGACUCUGUGCCAUCGACCAUAAAAAAAAGAGCCGACAAAUAUUUGUCGCUUACAAAGAGAUUUCGCCUAAAAGUAAUCGAUAUUGAUGCGACGCGUGGUAUACCUUUUUAGGCGCGACACAGUUUAGUUAUCAGAAAUCAGCUAUGUUUCGGAAAGACUCGCACACAGCCACCAGUGAUAUAUACUCGUAAGUCAUUAAUAACGGUAAGAAACGAGUAGCGCGUAGAUAAUUUAAUUAACUAACUGCUAGUGUUACGGACGUGACUGGAAUAGAAAUGUCGAGAGGAGAAACGAUCUUUUUACACUGCAGCGCGCUUAACGAGGAUUUAGUUUUAAGCUUCUUUUGACGGGUGAAACGAAACGAUUGACACUUGUCGAAUCUCUUCGAUCGGAAUAAAUUAUUCUUGUGAAACGGGAUAUUCAAAUGUUGGUUGAAAGUUCAUUGAGUUUGUUCGUUUUGCAAAUUUUCUCUUUGUUAGAUCGACUUUUUUUAAAGUGAACCACGUAUUUCGUUACCGUUUCGUUAUCGUUUGGAUCAUUCUCAGUUUGAUUGCAAAAACGCCAAACGAUUCAUAUAAUAUAUUGUUGUUAUAAAAUAUAUAAUAUUGAGAUGAGAUGAAGGAAGAACCAAUUGAGAUUACGAAAGAAGAGAACAAUUACGAGCUUUAAAGAUUUUAAUAAAUUGUUUUAAUUCAUAAUUAACAAAUCGGUUCUUUGUAGAAUUUUAAAUAUCACGCUGGAAACUGUUGGAACUGUAUGAUAAUGCGGAAUGGCGCAUGUUUUAACUUAAUAUCGACAUGUUUCUCCAUCUAGCUUCUCAAUUACAGAUCACGUUGUACGAAAGCGAUCUAAUAAGUAGUAAUUUUUAUGUGACUGAACCGAUUAUCUAAUAUCUUGUAAGAUAUACUCAAGAUUGUUACCAUCAUAAUAAACUAAACUACAUCCAUCUUUGAUUGCAUCGGAAACGAAAAGACCGGAUGUUUUAGGAUUGUAAAACAGAGCGCAAUUGCCUCCUUCGCAUUUUCACUCGACUUUAUAAUCAGUCAAACGAGAUAUGUCUUUGUAAGACUAUGAUGAUAUACGUUCACAUCACAUAUUUUCUGUACCUCGAAAUAGAGUCUCGGUCACGAGAGUCUAAACUUGUUCGUUUAAAAGUGUUCGAACCUGGGAGCAGAACGAAUAUGAGACAGUCCCACUAUCGAGCCUGUCUGGCUUAGUUUUUCCUUUUAUCAUUUAGUCGCAAUCCCGAUGAUACAGUUAUGAACUGGGGACUAAAAACGAAGUAAACCCGAAAUCUCGUUAAAAAGAGAAACAAUGUGAGAUAUUCCUAAUUAACAUCAUGUACGAAGGAAAAUCAUUGUGCAGGACGAAAAUGAUUGCACUAAACUUUGCUUCCUAGUCCGUAUCGCAUGCGCAUGUGAAAACGUAAAUGACAACAAUUAAUGGAUGAUAUUUUAUUAGAGGCAGAUAUGAAUUUCAUGAAUUCAAGUAGAUCGUGUAAGACCAGAUUGAAAGUACGUCGUUUUCGUAGCGAAUGGAAACGAAUGAAACUUUUUCCGUUUUCAGUCCCCGAUCGCAACAUUAAUGUACAUGUGUUUAUAUGUAUAUAUAUUAUAAUUAUUGCUAUUCGAUAUUUGCGCACAUUAUUUAAUUAGUAAACGUGAAAAAGAGAAUUAAUGAAAACUAGGAAAUAUUUACUGAAUCCAAAAGGAGACACGGAACUUCCUUGGAACGUGAGAUACGGAAUAUUGUAGAAGGCGAUAACGAUUUAGUUUCUCAAUUAUCCUAGUCUUGUACAGAAAUUUCGCGCAUAUAGUUACGACAAUGAAAACGACGAUGCGAUUACGCAUAAAUAUUUAUCGUGUUUUCACAGCGAUCACAUAUUAAAUCGUGUGUGGCACACACACACACUUUUUGUACGACGAUCAUUAUCGAGGAUAAUCUUUCCAAGCGUUAUCGAUUUCUUAGCUAGCAUACAAGCUAUACGGAAACAUCGAAUCUGAAAACUGCCAGUGCAACAUUUUUAUCAAGUAUUAACGAAUCAUCAUUCAUUAUACAGAACAUAUUCCAAAGCAAGGAUUGACACCGCGAUUUUGAUGAGACUGAAUUUCAAUGCUAUAGAUAUAAAUAUGGUACGUAUAAUUCCCUGUGAAAUUUAUUAUACAUAUUUCACAUGAAUGCUACGGUUGAUGUAAUGAUGUAAUAAUACAUUUUUUCGUAUUAUUCGCAUAUAGCAUAUCGGAUAUUAAACUCUACGAUGAGAGCGGUCUCGAUCCUUGUAUGAGAGAGGGACGAAUAAAACUGCAUCAGUAAUUGCAAGAUCCGUAUUUGGAUCAAUAAAUAUCUAAUGACGUGUUGUGUCAGUAGAAAGCUCGGAAGAUGCAUAUAGUGCAUUAAAAUCGUAUGUAUGAUAUGUAUAAUAGAUUUGUGCGAAUAUGAAUCCCCGUGACUUUCUGCUUUUACAAUGCGUUCCUGCAUAACGUCUUAACGCGGAUUGCUAAGUCAUUACGAUAACGAGAGGAGGAAUUUCAAAGGAAACAUUGUAUCUAUAAAAUUUUAUUAAAUCCAUGGCAUAUGGCGAAUUACUCUUUCAGCUCAUGGCUUAACAUAACACUUGCACAAGAAGGAUAAUGUGUCUUACAUGCAUUUGUUGCGCGGUCUUGCGGAUCGCGUACAAGGAUUUUAAACUUUUUGGAAAUACAAGGUUGAAAAAACGAGGAAAACAGAAAGAGAAGUAUUUGUAUCACGAAACUGAUGAUUGAUGCGUGUUAAGGUAGACGCGCAAGAGAAAUGCAGCAUAAUUAACUGUUGUAAGGUACACGCUACGCAUGACAUUAAUCACUGCUUGAGGUUUGUAAUGUUUUAUGAAUUUAUAUUACCGCGAUGCGUUGUAUAAUGUCAAGAGAAAUAUUAUUUAUUACAAUAAAUAUCGUACAAAGU